Molecule: messenger RNA, 1249 nt
Organism: Mytilus trossulus (common blue mussel)
Lineage: Eukaryota; Metazoa; Mollusca; Bivalvia; Mytilida; Mytilidae
Product: putative tyrosinase-like protein tyr-3
Exons: 12
Coding region: 17-1219 (400 amino acids)
Molecular function (GO): signaling receptor activity
Source: RefSeq, a predicted model, not a curated record
GAUCAUUGGGACAAAAAUGGCGUUUCUACAUUGUGUUGUGUUUAUUUUGUUUGUUUUGAUAUCUGACGCACAGUUAGAAUGUCAAAGAGGCUGGUUUCACUUUGGAAAUUCCUGCUACUUUAUAAGUAAUAGCCAUAAGUCAUGGGCGAAUGCAGCUAGUUUCUGUAGAGCGUAUCAUUCGGAACUCGCAUCAGUAGAGACUGGAGCAGAAAACGACUUCAUAACCGAUACCAUAACACGUAUAAAGAAUGGAUUCACAAAACAGCGAAGACUUGAACAAUGUGGUGAUAAACGAGAUAACUGUUUCGACUACGGCGACAAUCAAUGUGUAGGCAAAUAUGCAGCUUGGGCAAAGAUAAAUUGUGCUUACAGAUGUGGUUAUUGUCCAGGAAAUUUUCCACCUUGUGAGGACAAAAUAGAUUACUGUAAACUACUUGGUAGUGAUGCGUGUUCCGACAAUCAAUAUAGUGGAUUUGUUCGUUUGAAUUGUAGAAAAACUUGCAAUAAAUGCACAGUUCCAGCCUUAAGUUUUGUUAAGAACAACAGCACACUAGUACCGUCAACAGAAUUGAGCCCAACAAAGACAAAUGCACAAAAUACAGCAGAACAGACUAAUGUUACAGGAUGUGUGGAUACAAAGGACAACUGCUGGAACUAUGAUGACAGCAAAUGUUUAGGAAUCUAUUCACCAUGGGCAAAACUAAACUGCCCUUAUAGAUGUGGCUUUUGUCCUGAUAAACCCCCGUGUGUAGACCAAAUACCUAAUUGUGGUGAAUAUGAAGCUAAUGCUUGUAGCGACACGUUAUAUGCUGCUUGGAUCAGGAUAAACUGUAGAAAAUUCUGUAAUAAAUGUGAUGUGCCUUACCAUGCUAAUAUAACAGAGUCACAUUUAACAACAACGACACGAACUGUUACACAGAACACAGGAACGUCGCUUCCCAUAUUAUCUCAUGGUGAUGGUUUCUGGAUAGGCGGAACAGAUGAAGUAAUUGAGGGUGUAUGGGUUUGGGCAGCUGGUGGAAAACCCUUAACAUACAGUAAUUUUUACAAAUCUGCCCAAAACAUAGACAAAACUGCAAACCCUAAUGAUGAAAACUGUCUUGAGAUUGUCCAGUGGACAGGAAACCUUGGAAAAUGGAACGAUAACAACUGUUCAGAAGAAUCACACUUUAUUUGUGAAAUGAAAUAUCCAGCGUCAGUAGCAGGUAUAUUUGGAUAACCUUCAGCCGAUAGAAUCGCAAUAAAAUAU